AUGGCGGCGGCUGCGAAAGACAUCGUGACACGGCGAGCUGUGGCGGCGACGAUCAAGCUUACCGUCCCAGCUGGAGGAGCACGACCAGCACCUCCUGUGGGCCCUGCGCUAGGUCAGUACAGGCUGAACCUGAUGGCGUUCUGCAAGGACUUCAACGCGAGGACUCAAAAGUACAAGCCUGACACUCCGAUGGCCGUGAAGAUAACGGCGUACAAGGACAACUCAUUCGAGUUCACCGUCAAGUCUCCGUCCGUGUCGUGGUACAUCAAGAAAGCGGCGGGGGUUGAUAAAGGGAGCACGCGUCCGGGGCAUUUGACGGUGACGACGCUUUCCGUGAGACACGUGUACGAGAUCGCGAAGGUGAAGCAGACGGAUCCGUUUUGUCAGUAUAUGCCGUUGGAGUCGAUCUGCAAGUCUAUCAUUGGUACCGCUAACUCCAUGGGGAUCAAGAUCGUUCAGGAUUUGGAGUGAUGAAAUGAGAGUGGAAUCGAUCAAAUCUUAUUGCACUUCGAAAUGGUCUUUUGUCUUGUCUAAUAAUCGUGAAUUUUAGAUUGCUCUGUUUUCUGCAUGUUAUUGCUUGUUUCAAUGGAUAGCUGAGCUCCAAAACUUUGCAAUUAUCAUUACGAAUCUAAGUAGAGAUUGAAACUGAGAUUCAGUUUUGUUCUGGAA
Molecule: messenger RNA, 669 nt
Organism: Brassica napus (rape)
Lineage: Eukaryota; Viridiplantae; Streptophyta; Magnoliopsida; Brassicales; Brassicaceae
Product: 54S ribosomal protein L19, mitochondrial
Exons: 1
Coding region: 1-471 (156 amino acids)
Biological process (GO): translation
Cellular component (GO): ribosome; large ribosomal subunit
Molecular function (GO): large ribosomal subunit rRNA binding; structural constituent of ribosome
Source: RefSeq, a predicted model, not a curated record